AUGAGAACUUCCAUCCUUUCCUUUGCAACUUUGCUUUCAAUGGCCAUGGCCGCUCCCCUUCCUUUAGUUAUAACUCGAAUGCAUACUGCUGCUCCAGUUACAACAACUGAAAUUUACACUACUGGCACCACUACCAUCGAAUUGCCUCCAGUGAUGAUUUUAAUUUCUGAUGGUGUCACUUAUACAUCCACCAUGAGUGAAAGUCCGGCUGGUUCUCCUACAACAUUGACUCUGAUUGUUGCUAAGGCUGCGGCUCCCACUCAAAAUGUGGCUGAUACUCCCUCACCAGAUACUCCAUCUGUUCCUACCACAACUGCUUCCACUGCUCCUACUCCCGCUGCAGAAAAUCCUACUUCCACCUCUGCUGCUCCCGUUGCAGGAACUCCUGUUACUUCUGCUUCCGUUGAAACCUCUCCUACCACCUCUGUUGCUGCAGCUGCUCCUUCAUCAUCAUCUUCUUCUUCUUCUUCUUCCUCUGCUUCAGUGGUAGCCUCCUCUCCAACUACACAAGGCCAAGCUGCUCCUGCUUCUCCUGCUACUACUUCCGCUGGUGAAGGUGAUGAAAAUACAACCACAAUCACAAAUGUUCAGAAAUCUGCGGUCAUUGUCAUAGUAGAAAACGGAACCACCAUCACAAGUACUUCUGCUAUUCAAGUUCCAGAUACUACUGGUGCUCCAAACAACGCCAAUGCAAAUGAUCCUGGCACUACUUCCACUUCAUCUAGUUCUUCGACUUCCUAUUCGUCUACUUCUUCGACUUCUUUUUCCACCUCUACUUUUACUUCUUCGACCACUAAGGGAUCUAUUCCACCUCCAAACGUCAUUGUCUAUUCACCUUACACAAACUCCGGUGAUUGUAAGGAUGCCGAUACUAUUAGCUCUGAUAUACAAUACAUCUACUCGUUUGGAAUCCACAAAAUCAGAACUUAUGGUACCGAUUGUCUUAGUCUUACUGGAGUUCUCCCUGCUGCUGCCAAAUUGGGUAUUACUGUGGAUCAAGGUAUCUGGAUCGAUCAAGGUAUCGAUAGUGGAGAUUCUUCAGUCAAUGCAUUGGUUAGCUGGGGACUGGAGAACGGUUGGAGUGUAUUCAAUUCCAUUACUGUUGGUAAUGAAGUUAUCAACUCUGGAUAUGCAACUGUUCCACAAUUAAUUGCCAAAAUUGCUUCCGUCAAGGCUCAAUUGAGAGCUGCUGGUUAUAAUGGUCCUGUGACAACUGCUGAACCACCUGUGUCUUUUCAAAAGUAUCCAAGCUUGUGUACUGAGUCAAAAAUUGACUUUGUUUCUAUCAAUGCUCAUCCAUAUUUCGAUGGUGCCAGUACGCCUCCUCAAGCUGGGUCAUUUGUAAUGACUGAAAAGGCUCUUGUGGAAGACGUAUGUGGGUCCAAACCCGUUGUUAUUACCGAAACUGGAUAUCCCCAUAAAGGUGAUGCUAAUGGUUUGCAAGUACCAUCUAAAGAAAACCAAAGAAUUGCUAUUAGUGCUAUAAUUGAAGCAACAAAAGGCGAUUGUACAAUUUUGACCACCUACGAUGAUUUCUGGAAAAAUCCAGGUAGUUACGGUAUUGAGCAAUACUUUGGUGCUAUCACUUUAUUCCAAUGA
Messenger RNA from Lizanozyma spartinae, 1599 nucleotides. RefSeq names its product putative glucan endo-1,3-beta-D-glucosidase (gene SCW11). Gene Ontology annotation, biological process: cell wall organization. Bases 1 to 1599 code for a protein of 532 amino acids. Gene Ontology annotation, cellular component: cell surface; fungal-type cell wall; extracellular region. NCBI's taxonomy places the organism in Eukaryota, Fungi, Ascomycota, Pichiomycetes, Serinales, Debaryomycetaceae. The transcript has a single exon. Gene Ontology annotation, molecular function: glucan endo-1,3-beta-D-glucosidase activity; 1,3-beta-glucanosyltransferase activity. The record is from RefSeq and is a predicted model, not a curated record.